This is a messenger RNA of Prunus armeniaca (apricot), 465 nucleotides long. The record is from the annotation of a GenBank genome assembly. Lineage: Eukaryota; Viridiplantae; Streptophyta; Magnoliopsida; Rosales; Rosaceae.
AUGGCUCCAGCUAAAGCUGAUGUUUCAAAAAAGGCAGAUGCAAAGUCACAAGCCGUGAAAGCUGCAAAGGCUUUGAAAUCGGGUCCCAUCCUUAAGAAGAAGGCCAAGAAGAUCCGAACUUCAGUUACAUUUCAUAGGCCCAGGACAUUGAAAAAGGAGAGGAACCCUAAGUAUCCUCGUAUCAGUGCUCCACCAAGGAACAAGCUCGAUCAUUAUCAAAUUUUGAAGUAUCCUCUUACUACUGAAUCUGCAAUGAAGAAGAUUGAAGACAACAACACUUUGGUGUUUAUUGUUGACAUACGUGCUGACAAGAAGAAAAUUAAGGAUGCAGUCAAGAAGAUGUAUGACAUUCAGUCCAAGAAAGUGAAUACCUUGAUCAGGCCUGAUGGUACCAAAAAGGCUUAUGUUAGGCUGACCCCGGAUUACGAUGCUUUGGAUGUGGCAAACAAAAUUGGUAUCAUCUAA